ACCACCUCAACACCACCACCACCACACCCCUACCACUACUACUACUACAUCACCUCAACACCACCACCACCACAGAGAGCAAUUGUUAUUAUACAUCACCUGUGGAUCUAUACCUGGAUUAAUACCACCUGUCGACAGCUUAUAAUCACCCAGACACUGAACGGACUAGAUGGGUGGUGUGACAGGAGGAGGAGGAUGGGGGCGGAGGCGGAUGGGCGUGUGGGCGGCUCUCCUGUUCCUCGUCCAAGUACAUCACGCACACGCCUUUGGUAUACCUGAAUUUCUAGUGUUUGGAAACUGUCCGGACCUCCAGGUGGAUCCCAAUAUAAAUUUUGAGAAAUUUUCCGGAAUUUGGUUCAACAUGGAGGAUGUACCAAAUGAAUAUACAGACAUCGUCGCCUGCUCCAUGGCCAACUAUACUUGGCUGGAAACCAUCAUGACCGUGGAUGAGCGAGGACUUAAUGUGGAUGGUAAGAAGGUGCGGAAGAAUUCCCUAAUGCGGCCUACAGAAGGUCAACCUGGAGUCCUUACCGUGGAUGCUGAGGGGGUUCCUUCCGCCCCUUAUGCUAUCGUUGGGACAGAUUAUGACAACUACGCCUGUGUCCACUCUUGUAUGGGGUUCAUGGGAUUCAAGGCAGCCUUUUCGUGGGUUUUCACUCGAGUGCCAAACCCCGACCGAGCUUACGUGGCCUUGUGCCGUGAUCUGUUGGCUGAGAAUGGCAUCGAACCUAGUGCCAUGCAACCCAUGAGACAAGGCAAGGACUGCCCUUACACGGAGAAGCUAGACGCCCUGCUGGCUUACAGUAAAGGAGUUCAGAGCAAAGCCAAGGCUAAGGAAAUGGCAGAGGACAAGAAAUCCUCCACCAAGAAGACACACCAAAUUGAGCCCAUAAAUGCAGUCCCACAAGAAGCCACAGUGACGCAGGAAUCCAUAGGGACGAUUCAAUCUAGCGUGGUUUCAUUCAUACUAGACGAAGAGAAGCACCUACGAGAGUUAGAACAUGAAAUGGAGGAGGAGGAGCGACGGCUGAAGCACACUAUGGAGAUGGAUCAUCGUCGGGAGGAAGAGGAGAUUGAGGAGAUCCGUGAGGAGGUGAUCUACGAGAACCGCCGUCACCGUCACGAAGGAGGCCAUAGGGCAGAACACGCAGCGGGUGGCGGUGAGCACGUUCAUCUGAGCAGCUUAGCGUUCGUCUUACCUGUCGUCUCUUUGCUACUGCCAUCAUCACUAUAAUGAAUCUCCAAUACAUAUAAUCAUUGUGUCUCUCUUGCGUUUAUUUACUAUGGUCUUCAAACUUUAUCACUAUGUGUGUGUGUGUGUGUUUGUGUGGUGCUCGUGUGUGGAAACGCUCUCUCUCACUGGACACAAUAAUAAACUGCCUCUUAUGCUUAAUGGAAACUCAGUAAGGGGUGAUAUAAUGGUGUAGAGUCAGUGUACAGAGGAAGUUCACUAUAAUAAUAAUGAUAAAGCCGCAGUAAUUGUAUCCUUUGUAUUUAAGGUGUCAACUUAGGUCGGGUGGCGUCAUUUUCAAAGUUGUGACCCUAACUUUUGAGCCUAGUAAUACCCGCUCUACAAGGUGAUGAUAUGGACUAAGUAUGGUGAUUAUGUUAUUUACUUCUAGAGUUAUACAUACAUACAUACACUCAUUCAUUCAUUCAUUCAUUCAUUCAUUCAUACAUACAUACAUACAUACAUACAUACAUACAUACAUACAUACACUAACCACCUGGUCGGCGUGAAUAGCACGAUUCAUCUUGGCCCCAACACUGACAUUUUAAAACACAAUACUUACUCAAUUAAACCUUCUGAAGGACAACCCUGGCUGUCGUCACCCACCUACAUCACCUGGGUAUUAUGUCUGGCUAAAACAAAACGAGUUUAUUUGAGUCCGUAAAAAUGAAAUUAUUGAUUAUAAAUUGGGGCCUCUUUUACUGAAUAUGACUUCAAGUAAUUGUUGGUGAUAAAUACAUUAAAUUUCACGAUAAUUAAUUGUUUUCAUAUCGGUAAACUCAAAAUUAUCAUAUAAAUAAUGUUAGGGAAACAACUGCAUCUCAGUAUUAUUAAAAGUAACCACUCUACAAACUUUCGUUUGAGCGAUAAAGUCAAACUUUGCCUACAUCGUGUGAUAAAAACUCUCCAAUCCAGCAGUUGUUGGUGAAGAGAACUACUCAUUAUGUGUUUAUAUUGUAUAUAUCAUAAAGACUGUUGUUUGUAUUAUGGGUCCAAGACCUGUAAGACAGUGUUCUGGCCUGGCUAGAGGUGUGUUAGACGAGGCUCCCCCUGGGACGGGGCGCCCCGCAACACACCAAUGUACCUCAACUCCAACAUCUAGACUUUAUCCUUUUGGCAACCCUCAUUGUCAAUGCUACAUAUCUUUUUUUAAUAAAAUUUCAAUGAAGUU
Molecule: messenger RNA, 2402 nt
Organism: Homarus americanus (American lobster)
Lineage: Eukaryota; Metazoa; Arthropoda; Malacostraca; Decapoda; Nephropidae
Exons: 8
Coding region: 170-1234 (354 amino acids)
Molecular function (GO): pigment binding
Source: RefSeq, a predicted model, not a curated record